AAUUUGUCCGAAUAUAAUAAUAUGGUUGUUUGUUGACAUAUAUAAUAUCAAUCAAAUGGAUAUGUAAUUUAACAGAGAUGAAAUGUCGAACCAUCCUUAUCUUGUUAGUAUUGUUUGAUGGAGGGGUACAUAGCCUGUCAUUUGGAAAGUAUCAGGAUGAUUCCAGCAUCCCAAUGGACAAAGCAAAAGUUACCAUAACAUCAGACAUCGCCAUUGAUAUUUCAUCACAAAGUGAAGAAUGUAAUGGGUGCACCCUAGUUCCAUUAGCUAUUAAUGUAUCGAAAAUAACGGUGUUAGUUGACACAAGAUGGAAAACAAGAUUGAAUAUAACAACAGAUCUAGAGAAUGUGAGGAAAACUUCAAACUGCAGUGAAGUGCAUUUGUCAAUGCAUUUUAAAGAACAAGGAAGAUACACAAUACAUGUAACUGCAACUGGUGGACUUUGGUGUGUUCUUGAGCUUACAAAUUCACCAAAAAGUUCAUUCAUUGCACUAUAUGCAGCGGCUGGUAUUUUCUUUGCUGUUGCUUUAUUAUGGUGGUUUUUAACAAAGUACUGUUGGGAUAAGCUUUAUCAAAAGAUCUAUCCAAACGACGGUGAAAAUGAACCCCUUAUUGAUCAGGUCACGAUAAGCCAUGAUGGUUCACUGAAACAUAGUCACGGUGGUUUGAUAUCAUCAGUUAGUCUUACAUCAUCAACAGAAAUACACGAAUCAGGUAAACAUGGUUCAUCACAGAAUCUUCAAGGUGCCCGUGAAUCCCCAGAUGCUAAACCAAAGAAAGAGAGGCUAAAAUCAUUGGACACAUUUAGAGGAAUAAGCAUAGUAAUAAUGGUUUUCGUGAAUUAUGGCGGUGGUGGAUACUGGUUUUUCAGUCAUUCAAAAUGGAACGGAUUGACAGUUGCAGAUUUAGUUUUUCCGUGGUUCAUCUUUAUCAUGGGUACAUCUAUGAUUUAUUCCUUCACGAGUCUUUUGAGGAAUGAUACACCAAAGCACAAGAUUUUUUUGAAGAUAUUAAGACGAUCAUGUAUACUCUUUAUACUUGGACUUAUCAUAAAUACAAAUGGAAGUUCUUCUAUCAAGAUGACAGAACUAAGAAUACCCGGAGUUCUACAAAGAUUUGCUGUUACUUAUCUCAUUACAGCCACAGUGCACAUGUUUGUUGCUAAACUCCCGGAUACGGUAAUUAUGUUUGAGAAAAAUGUUUAUAGAAUGUCACUUUUCAAAAACAGAUAUAAAGAUAUAUCCAACUACUGGGCGGAGUGGAUUAUUAUUUCUUUGUUUAUAUUAGCUCAUACAUGCCUUACAUUUCUGCUAUAUGUUCCUGGCUGCAAAAAAGGGUACCUUGGGCCAGGAGGACUAGACGACAAUAGCACUCAUCUUUAUUGUACCGGAGGAACAGCAGGUUAUAUAGACAGAAAGGUUUUUGGAGAAAAGCAUAUUUUAGGAUCUCCUACGUGUAAGGAAAUUUAUCACAACGUCCUGUCACAUGAACCGGAAGGAUUACUUGGAACCCUAACAUCUUGUGUUCUUUGCUUUCUCGGACUUCAAGCAGGCAAAAUUCUUUGUACAUACAAAAGCAGAUUAGACAGAGUAGUGCGAUUCUGUACAUGGGGAAUUGUUUUGUGUCUGUUAGCAGGAAUUUUGUGUAAUUUUAGGAAAAACGAUGGAUGGAUUCCUAUCAACAAAAACUUAUGGUCUUUAUCGUUUGUGUUCUGCCUUGGUGGUUUUGCAUUCCUUCUGUUGUGUUUUUGCUAUUUGAUGAUAGAUGAAUGGAAAAUAUGGAAUGGAGCACCAUUUUAUUACCCAGGUAUGAAUGCCAUAUUGGUAUAUAUGGGACACGAACUUUUGCAUAAGAACUUUCCAGUUAGUUGGGACGUCCCAGAAACACAUGCGAGUAAACUUGCAAUAGACCUCUACGGUGCAAGUUUAUGGGUCAUAGUAGCUACAUAUUUAUACUAUAAGAAAUCAUUUUAUGUAAUAUAAAAUUGUCAUUAAAUUAAUUUUAUUCUUACCAUUGCAAAACAUGUUGCACAUGUCAUUUUAUCUAUAGAUUUAUACUAUAAGAAAUCAUUUUAUGAAAUUUAGAAUAGUUAUUAAAUUUAUUUUAUUCUGGACAGUGCAAAACAUGAUGCAUAAUUCAAUACGAAACCUUUAUUUAACCAAUCAUUACCCAUA
Messenger RNA from Mytilus trossulus (common blue mussel), 2174 nucleotides. Its product is annotated as heparan-alpha-glucosaminide N-acetyltransferase-like. The coding region runs from base 78 to 1982 and encodes 634 amino acids. The record is from RefSeq and is a predicted model, not a curated record. The transcript is spliced from 17 exons. Lineage: Eukaryota; Metazoa; Mollusca; Bivalvia; Mytilida; Mytilidae.